CAUUUGACUUCGAAGAACAACAGGCGGGCGGCGCAGGAAGCUCUGUAAUCCUACGGUCGCAUCGAAAAUAUGCAGGAAGUGCCAAUCGGAAAACUGAAAACGCCAAAACUGCAGCCUGUCUGAACUUGUUUUGCAUAGCGCGAAAAAAUCGAAUGCGUAGUUGUUGUUGCUGGGUAGUAAACAAAAAAAGAUAAAAGUACGCCGGAGUCUGUUCAAUAGCAAUUGAAUUUGAUUGAUUUUUGCGUCGUCGGCGGCGGAAUUAGUAUUAUUGUAUCAUUUGUUGGUCUGUGUGAAUUGCAUUGGAAGCAACAACAAAAGAAAUAGUUGCAAUCAUAUACAAAAAAAAAACACUGAUAAACACGCUUCGUGGGAAAAAAUCAACAAAGGCGAAACUGCAUUUUGCGCGUUGCAUCGAUUUUAGCACCAGAAACAAUUUAAUGAAAAAGACUGAACCACCACGCCCACACACCACUGUACUACGAGGUACUACUGUACUUGUAAGCUUAUAAGGAAAUCAAAAGCCACCACCGCUCAACACACCAGGAAGUGUCCAGUUUAUCAAAAUGUCAUCCCGUUCCAAGGAGAGAGUCGUCACUGCAUUCCGCAAGAUCUUCCACCACAAGUCCACCAAUAACAACAACAACAACAACCAUAAUAAUAAUAAUAAUAAUAACAACAACAAUGACAAGGUUGAUGGAGCCACUGGUAGUAGUAAUCCGAAUAUAACCAACAAUAACCAUGAAGGAGGAGCAGCCUCUAGUUCUUCGAUGGGUGCGGGAGCCAUGGGUGGUGCAGCAUCCUCAUCCAAGAACGCAGUAGUCCGGAUGGCAACACCCGCCGAUCAGCCCGUUUGGGACUCACCAGGCAAGCGGCGACGACAAGAUCACAAAGUGGCGCCCACGGUGGGACGACAGUUGAUGGCGGCGCCGGAUCAGUCCAUUAGAUCCCGCCGCCUCAUGAAGGAGUACCGCGAAAUGGAGCGACUGCAGACCAAGAAUGAUGCAGUUUUCACAGUGGAACUCGUGAACGACAGUCUUUUUGAGUGGCAUGUGCGAUUGCAUGUCAUCGAUCCGGACUCCCCGCUGGCCAGGGACAUGCAGGAGCUGGGCGUACCUGCCAUUCUGCUGCACUUGAGCUUCCCCGAUAACUUUCCGUUUGCUCCGCCGUUUAUGCGGGUGGUGGAGCCGCGCAUCGAGAAGGGCUACGUGAUGGAGGGUGGUGCCAUCUGUAUGGAGUUGCUCACGCCCAGGGGAUGGGCCAGCGCCUACACUGUCGAGGCUGUUAUCAUGCAGUUUGCCGCCAGCGUUGUCAAAGGUCAAGGUCGAAUAAUGCGCAAACCAAAGAGUACAAAGGAGUUUAGUCGGCGCACAGCAGAGGAGUCAUUCCGAUCUCUGGUGAAGACGCACGAAAAGUACGGAUGGGUUACCCCAGCCCUGGCCGAUGGUUAGGAUCGAAUCGGUCCUGGAAGAAGACCAGCGCUCAUAAGCUCUGCAUUUGCCAAGCAACUCUUCAUGCAAUUUGAUACUCCACAGCAGCCACCCAUUUAGAAUCGCUCACAGUAAUGUAAUCGCUAUACAGACCAUCGUUUCACCAUUUUUUUUAGUGUCAAGUAACGAACGAUUUCAAUUGAAAACCAUCCAGAAAGUAACAGAAGAAGAAAGUCUUUGGAAAGUAAAAUGAAUUAAAAUAUAAACGAGGCGGAUACAAAAAAAAAUUAAGAAACAAACCGCGUCAAGCAACAAAUUAGCUUAAAAUGUAACUUUAGAUUGUAGUCAUGAGUAAAAAAAAACAACAUUUUCGCCGAUUUAAUUAAUGUAUAUGUAUAUUUAUAUCCUAAGUAUUAUUAGUUGUGCUAAAUGAGAGAAAAACUAAUCUAUUACGACGAUAAGUAAACAUGAAGAACAGAGUUUAAUAAGCUAAUAUUUAGUUACUAUGAUUUAUGAGUUCAAUUAGCCAGUUAUCUUGGUUCCAACUGUGUUACUAUAAUUUCUUGUGAUUUUUAUUAACGAUAAACACAUACCAAAAACGAUGGAAAAACCAAAAGAUUAAUACAAAAGUUUGUAAACGAGUAUGAUAGAACCUCAUACAUUCAAGUUUCUUAUAAUUUAUUCAUAAUUAAUAAAUGUAACAGUGUCUAUCAAUGCA
This is a messenger RNA of Drosophila bipectinata, 2145 nucleotides long. Its product is annotated as ubiquitin-conjugating enzyme E2Q-like protein CG4502. Lineage: Eukaryota; Metazoa; Arthropoda; Insecta; Diptera; Drosophilidae. The record is from RefSeq and is a predicted model, not a curated record.